GAAAGCGCAGAGAAAGGAGACGGGAGAGACGCUGGAGACGCGCGCUGCGGCACAGGAGCGCACAUCCCCAACCGCCGGCAGACGUGUCCGGAGAUGUCCGGGGAGAACAGAAACUUCUCUUUCAGGAGGAGUCGGACAAAUUAAGCUCCACGGAAAGUAAUCCUGCUGCUUAAUUUUCUUUUUUCUUUUUUGGAUGAUGCGCUCCUGACUCGGACUGACGCGCAGAGAUAAAAGGCAGUUCUGCGCGCAUGGGAAAAAUUAUGUAAGGUUAUCUGGGCAUCUUAGGCUGCAGUAAAACCUCUCAGACAACGCCAUGAAGUCUGUGCUAGAUGGUGUGGCUGACACCACCUUUCGGACUAUCACGUCUGGCUUACAGUAUCUGGGCUCCAACGACGCCAACUACGACAACCCCAUCGGCGAUGUAGACUUUAAGGGCAGCCUGGGCGUGCAGAAAACCGUGUCUGCCUUCCGCAGCAACCCCUUCCCAAACAAAGUACCUGCAGACGGGGAGCUCAUCUUCAAGGAUAUCCCCAUUUUCCCCACCAACGCUUCCGAUUUCUUCAGCAACCGGAGCACGUUCAGAGAUGAGACCAACAACAUCCAAUGUGGGGAGAACUUUAUGGACAUGGAGUGUUUCAUGAUCCUGACUCCCAGCCAGCAGCUGGCGGUGGCCGUGCUGUCUCUGACUCUGGGUACCUUCACGGUGCUGGAGAACCUGGUGGUGCUCUGCGUCAUCCUGCAGUCCCGCACCCUCCGCUGCCGGCCGUCCUACCACUUCAUCGGCAGUCUUGCCAUAGCCGACCUUCUGGGGAGCGUCAUCUUCGUCUACAGUUUUCUGGACUUCCACGUUUUCCACAGGAAGGACAGCCCCAAUGUUUUCCUCUUCAAGCUGGGCGGAGUCACCGCCUCCUUCACCGCGUCGGUCGGGAGCCUCUUCCUCACUGCUAUCGAUCGAUACAUCUCCAUUCACCGGCCUCUCGCCUACAGGCGCAUCGUGACCCGGACCAAGGCCGUCAUCGCCUUCUGCAUGAUGUGGACCAUCUCCAUCGUCAUCGCGGUGCUACCUCUGCUGGGCUGGAACUGUAAGCGCCUGAACUCCGUUUGCUCAGACAUAUUCCCCCUCAUUGACGAGACUUACCUGAUGUUCUGGAUUGGUGUGACCAGCGUGCUGGUUCUUUUUAUCAUCUACGCCUACAUAUACAUCCUGUGGAAGGCGCACCACCACGCCGUGCGCAUGCUGAGCCGCGCCUCCCAGAAGAGCCUUGUGGUGUACUCGGCCGACGGGACUAAAGUGCAGACCACACGCCCCGAGCAGGCGCGCAUGGACAUCCGUCUGGCCAAGACCCUGGUGCUGAUCCUGGUGGUGCUGGUCAUUUGCUGGGGUCCGGUCCUCGCCAUCAUGGUCUACGACCUCUUCUGGAGGAUGGACGACGACAUCAAGACGGUGUUUGCGUUCUGCAGCGUCCUCUGCCUCUUCAACUCCACCGUCAACCCCAUCAUCUACGCCUUGAGGAGCAAGGACCUCCGGCACGCCUUCCUCAGCUCCUGCAACGCCUGCAGGGGCAGCGGCCAGCAGCUGGACAACAGCCUGGAGUCCGACUGCCAGAACAGAAACAUCCACAUCUCUGCCAACAGGGCUGCGGAGAGCUGCGUGAAGACCACUGUGAAAAUAGCCAAAGUAACAAUAUCUGUGUCGACCGAAACGUCUGCAGAAGCCGUCUAAUUCCUGAAUCCACAUCCUCACGUAGAUGCAUUAGUGGCUCCAUGGUUUUAUGUUUGUGCACACGGUGUGCCAAAGUGCCAAAUGGUGUCGGAAGGACUGGAAGGACCAUCAUAAGUGUACCAUAGACUCCAUGAAGUUAGCAAAAGCAUAUUAUAUUUUUGUACCGUGAAUUCAGGUUUUUUUGAGACGAUAUGCGUCUUCAUUUACGGGGAUAAGGGGCUACUGACAUUUUUAAGUAGUUUUACAGCGCCAUUUUGAAUUUCCUCAUCUUGUCUUGCAACAUGAAUUAAAAGAAAAAGGAAAAUCUGUGCGCCUUGACUUUCGAAAGGUCUCAUUAAAACAUUUAUAUAAAUAGGAGAUAAAUAGGAGAAAAUAUGCUGUUUUUGAUUGUUGCAAGUCGUAGUGGCAAUUUUUUUUUAAAUAAAAAUAAAAAAAACGAUAAAGCUCUUCAGUUUGUAAAUUCUAUAGCGCUUAGAUCUUUAUUCGAUCGUAUAACUAACAACUGUACAGCGUUUUCUUGCAUUUGAAGUCUUUCAGCCACUCUUUUUGUCAAAGCUUGAACAAAAGUGAACUUAGGCGCAGUGUGCUGGUCACAACUGUGAGAGAUUGAAGUUUUUUGACUAUAGCUGCUCUCAUCAGAUGUGUGAUUUCUGUCUGUUUCCAACCCCAAAGCCUUUUUGAAUAAGUUGUUAAGCCAUCCUUUCAGAUAACAAAAAACAAUCCACAUUUCCAGAAGAGAAUGUGUCUAGUGUUUUUUUUUUCCAAACAACAAGCCUUUUCAUUAGCUAGAAACUUGAAUCAAGGUUUGUGUGUAAGAAUUCUGUGGAGUGGACCGCGCACCUCGCAAAAGAAGCUGACUUUUUCUGACAGACGAUGCUAAUCUAUAUAUUAAAAAAAGAAAAAAAUCAUGGCACAAUUGUUCUGUACAAAUUUCUCUUGAUGUGAACUUAUCCUCAGUCAGUAAGCUUUUCGCUGCCGCUUGUAAAUUUUAAGUAUUGAAGAUCAAAAUGUCAACUGUUAAGUGGCUUCUGUAACGGUGGAGAAAAUGUGACUUAAAAGCUCACAGUUAGUCAAGUGCUUUCGGUAUUACUGUUUUCAAAAUUUACAAUAAAGUCACGGCUGGUGUUA
Molecule: messenger RNA, 2851 nt
Organism: Oryzias melastigma (Indian medaka)
Lineage: Eukaryota; Metazoa; Chordata; Actinopteri; Beloniformes; Adrianichthyidae
Gene: cnr1
Product: cannabinoid receptor 1
Exons: 2
Coding region: 314-1723 (469 amino acids)
Biological process (GO): G protein-coupled receptor signaling pathway
Cellular component (GO): membrane
Molecular function (GO): cannabinoid receptor activity
Source: RefSeq, a predicted model, not a curated record